This is a messenger RNA of Suncus etruscus (white-toothed pygmy shrew), 2163 nucleotides long. RefSeq names its product protein phosphatase 1 regulatory subunit 15A (gene PPP1R15A). The record is from RefSeq and is a predicted model, not a curated record. The transcript is spliced from 3 exons. Gene Ontology annotation, molecular function: protein phosphatase regulator activity. Bases 188 to 2077 code for a protein of 629 amino acids. Gene Ontology annotation, cellular component: protein phosphatase type 1 complex; endoplasmic reticulum. Gene Ontology annotation, biological process: response to endoplasmic reticulum stress. Lineage: Eukaryota; Metazoa; Chordata; Mammalia; Eulipotyphla; Soricidae.
UGUCUUCGUUGUCGUCGUCGUCGUCGUCGCCCUGAACGCGAUCGCGCUUCCCACCGCCGGUGACUUCUGAGUCCCCGAGCCCGACGCCCGGAGGACGAGCGAUGAGCCUGCCGAUCUCUCGAGCCGUCCCGAUUCGCGAUCGCUCGCUGCGGCGGCCCGAGCCGACCUUGACCUUUCAGCCCCCAGGAUGACGCCGAAUCCUGAGCCUGUUCAACCGAUGGCUCCUGGCCAAGUGCUCCGUUGGCCCUCUCCUUGGAAGGAGGCCCACCUGCCCUGCUUCCUCCUGACCCCACUCAUGGACCUUCCCAGCUGGACAUGGAGCCAUCGGAGGGGCUUAAGGCCUCUCCAGUCCUGGCCGAUGGAAUCACUAAGGGGUACAGCUACUACUACUACUGUGAAGGCUUCUCCGCUGGCCAACCGGGCUCCCUGGGGCAGGCGGUCUGUAGGGGACACCACGGCAGCUAUCAUCGUUGUUAAGAAUGGAGCAGUUUCUGGGACCCCCGGUCGGGACCUGAGAGCCAACAGUCCUCGCCCAGAAGCCCAGGGCCUUUGUGGAGAUGGUGAGUCCCACGGCAGAUCAGCAUCCCGUCUUCCGACUGUUCUCCUGGGCCCUGACCAGCGGCUACAUGCCCCGCAUGACCCUGCAGAGGAGAAGGGAUUCGAGGAAGGAGCAGUUGCCAUGGAGAAAGAAGCAGGCACGUUCUCACCUCCCCACCUGGAGAGGUGGCCACCAGCUGCAGUGGCCAAAGGAGACAGGGAGACAGUCAAGAAAGGGAGGUCAUGGCCCAUGUGUUGGCAGUUACAUCCAGCUCCUAACACAGCCACAUCUGGAAACCAGGCUUCGAAGAAGGCCUGGGUGGGCCGACUGGGUGAAGACAGAGACAGAGAGGAAAAGGAAGGAAAGGAGAAAGAGUCCAGAGCAACGGAGAAGGGAGGCGGCCUGGGGCCCUUUUCCAUCCCCCCAACCGCUUUCCUGAGGCCUUGGGUGUCCAGGCCUGAAGCCAACAUGGAGGGGUUUGGCAAUAAGGGAGCAGUGAAGGAGGACAAAGCAGAGGACCCUUUUUCCAUCCCCCCAACCCCUUUCCUGAAGCCUUGGGUGUUUUGGCCAGGAGAGGACAAGGAAGAGGAGGAGAAUGGCGAUUUAGGAGCAGCUGAGGGAGCACCUCUGGUUCCAGCUACCCACUCUGGUGCCUCCCGGAAUGUCUGUACGUUCUUUCGGGGAGAGGACACAGACUCAGAGGAAGAGGAUUGGGAGGAGGAGGAGGAGGAAGACAGUGAUGCAGGAGAUUCUGAGGGUCCUUCUUCCCUGAGUGUGCCCCUCAACACCCAUGUGGCCUGUCUGAGAAAAGACUGGGGUGAGGAAGACGAUGAAGAAGUGGAGUUUGAGAAAGACAAUAGUGACUUGGCAGUCACCGAGGGUCACGCUUCUCUCUCAAGCGACUUCCUCAGGAACUGGAUGUACCAGCCCAGAGAGGAGGAAGAAGAGGAGGAAGAGUUCUUAGAAGCAGCUGACUCCAGGCCAGAAGCCUCUCCAAGGGCCUGGAGCCCUGCCACGGAUCUGCCCGAGGAGCCCUGCAACUUCCAAGUGGCCUUUUAUUUACCUGGGGAGGCACCACCACCCCCCUGGGCACCCCCUCAGCCCCCACUCCGGCUCUGGCUGAGGCUCCAGUUCAAGCCCCCUGCUCCAUCUCCUCCAGAGCCUACGAUACCCCAAAAGGGUAGAAAGGUGCGUUUCUCGGAGAAAGUUACAGUCCACCUGCUGGCCGUCUGGGCCGGCCCAGCACGAGCCGCCCGCCGGGGCCCCUGGGAGCAGAUGGCGAGAGACCGCAGCCGCUUUGCCCGCCGCAUCGCCCAAGCCCAGAAGGAUCUGGGUCCCUACCUCACUGCUGUGGCCCGUGCCCGAGCCAGGGCCCGGCUCAGGAAACUCGCAGCAGCAGCUGCAGUGGCCCAACCCUCCCCAUUGGGGACCACCACCUCCUGUUCCUUCCAGGCCAUGCCCUUGAGCCCGGCAGCGGCCUCCUCCUGUCCCCUUCCUGCAGGCUCUCCUAGCCUCCUAGUCACUGGGAGACGGGGUUGAGAUCUAAGGGUGUGCCUACCCCUUCGUUAUUUAUUUAUUUAUUUAUUUUUAUUUUUAAAUUGGAUUAAAAUACUAUGUGGAAGAAA